AUGAAGCUUUGGGCCUUCAUCCUCCUGCUGUCUCUGGUCGCCUUGGCCUCCGCCUUACCGAGGGAUAGGAAGGAGACGGAGAAGCCCCUCCUGCCCCGCAUCUUCCUGGACCUCACCAAGGGUGAGGUGCCCUACUUUACCGAAGAGGAGAUGGCCUCUGAGCACUACAAGACUGCCAUGGCCGUCGCCUGGAAGGCCGACGGCAAGAUCAACGCCCGGUUCGGCAACAUGCUGGCCGACCGCGUGAGCUCGGCCUACUUCGCUCCCUUCCUGUUCAAGUUCAUCGGCGAGUGCGCCACCAUCCCCGACGCUCUCGCGUGGGAGCUCUCGAUGCCCAAGCAGGAGGGCUCCCUCGUGAGGACCAUUGUGCUCUCGCGCGAGCAGGGCUGGCUGGAGCUGAACCUCGCCACCGGGGAGUCCGUCCCCAGGACCAAAAUCCCCGAGCGGUCCCUCCGCUCCCUCGCCGCCCAGCCCGUGGACGCCGUGGCCGUGGCCGUGGACGCCGUCGCCGUCGCCAUCGCUGCCCAGUAG
This is a messenger RNA of Acanthamoeba castellanii str. Neff, 531 nucleotides long. RefSeq lists its product as uncharacterized. Lineage: Eukaryota; Discosea; Longamoebia; Acanthamoebidae. The record is from RefSeq and is a predicted model, not a curated record. The transcript is spliced from 4 exons. The coding region runs from base 1 to 531 and encodes 176 amino acids.